UAUAUGAUAAUACCGUUUUUUGUUAAAUAUAUUUUUGUGAUUUGCUACUAUUUAUAAAAUUUUUAGGAAAAUUACUAAUAUUUAAAAUUUAUUGAAUUUGUUAUAGGAAAAAUAAUAUGCGUGCAUUGACCAUGAGAUGAUAAACUCCGUCAACUUAGUUCUUGCAAUGAAUCCUAGAUGUAGAGACUGAAAUGACCAGAUGAAAAUGCUUGCUUCUGAUAUAUAAAUAUUCUUCGACGAUCGCAAUAAUAAAUUUCAGUGAUUUCAGUGCUGGAUUGAAUGUUAAAUUUUAAUAUCGAAGAAUUCAAUGCUGGAUAUAUAAAAUAAUGGUUUCAAUGAUAGAAAUUACAUGACCAUUGAUAUUUUAAUCACAUGCAUCACGAAGUUGAUGGAAAACAAUUGAGAAAGUAAGAAUAUAAUACAUAUAUUUUUACAGUUGAAAUAUAAUGAUAUUUAAAGAAUCUUAAUGAAUGGAAAAGAUAGGAAAGUUCAUAUAUUUUGACUAUAUAUAUUACAAAAUUUUUUAAAUAAUGUCUUAAAUAAUGAUUUAAAUAAAUUUUUUUUAUGGUGUAGGUUAUUUUAUAUCUUAUGUGCCUUUUUUUGUUCAUCUCAAUCACGUAUAUAUGUCCUAUGACCCAUAUAUAAAAAUUUGUAAAUAAUGCAAAAUUUGGAUACGUUCAUGAAAAUUUAUUGGAACAGAUAUCAGUAAGCGCGCUGCUGCCUAAUAAAUGCCAUGCAGAUACUUCUAUAUCUUCCACAUUAUACCGUUACGAUACACAACGGCGUAUUGCACUUCCUGCUACUUCGGUAAGAAUAUAAAUUGAUCUCAAGAAUCGAAAUAUUGAAACGAUCAUCGAUCGGAUUAUAUCACGCGACAUCGCUUUCUCUGGUUAUCCCGACCUUGCGCCCUCGUCUUUUUCUUUUUUUUUUUUUGUUUCUCCGGAUGUGAAUCAAUCUAUAUUCGCAAUGGUAUGGGCGUACCGGUAAAGGUCACCGGCGACCGGUAUGGGUUUAACGAACGGAUAGGAUAACAGGAUGGACUUGAGAGCAAAUUUUUGCGAAGGCCUGCCUGGAGGUCGAGGAAGUGCCGUGAGAGACCCUGAAAUCCGAUUCUCCGACAUGGGAUACAAGACUCGCGUGAUUCUCAUGAGGACGUUGCCGACAAGAACCGCAGCUAUUGUCAUCGGGAUCCAUCGUCGUCCCCCUUUCCCGUCGGCUCCCCCCUGUCCCCGAUCAUUUUCACGAGCGCCAAAACGCACGCAGCGGGUAAGAUCCAUCGAUCGCAAGAGAAGGUGGAGGAGGAAGAGGAGAAGAGAUCCAUGGCAUAGCGCCGUGGAAGGGACGGUGGAUCCUGGCGGCCUCGACGUGCCAGCUCCGCCUCGAGUGAAAGUGGGAGAUUUUGCUUUCUAUCCGUUUGCGUUCGUCAGUGACAAGCGCGCCGUGAUCGCGGACGAACGUGCAGUUUUUCGCGGCAAUGAUACUUGAUGCGCGCAAUUAACGGCACGGUUGACAGUUCGCAUCUACUGAAGCUGCGAUCCGCCAACGCGACGCCGUGUCGAAUGGGGACCGGUCGGCCGAUCGCGCGAUGAGCUGAGGACCCCGGCUAAGGACCUCCGGUGCAUGCAACUUCAACGGGAACAACAUCGGCGGUGACCUAAAGCCAGGAGAGACAUGUCGAGGAAUCGAAGAGGAGGAGCGGCUUUGCGUGGCCAGAUCCUACUCCUACGCCUGCUGUUGGCCUGCGCGCUCAUCGUCAUCAGUCGCCAAGAGGAAACGGUUCGAUCUUGGGACAAACUCUCACAGUUGAUACCAACAAAUUUGGUCUAUGAAAAACAAGAUCGAAAUGCAUCGCCGUCCGGUAAUGAGGCCGAUGCAUCGGUGGCGCAUUCGCUGGACGAGAACCACGUGAUGGACACAUCGAAAUCAAAGGGGGUAAGCGAUCACGUGGAGGAAGAGGAGAAGGAACCUAAACUAACAUACGACGCCGAAGAAUACGAAGAUGAAAAUAAGCACGAAGAGGAAGAGGUCGAGGAGGAAAAAGAGGAAGGGGAAAGAGAUUCCUCUAAUAUCGAUAAUAGCGCAACGAAGAAAGAAAGAUCUCCGGCGGAAACCAGCAGCAUAUUGAAUACUGAGGCGAGGGACAAUUCUAGGGAUGAAGAUUACCUCGAAGAUCCCCCGACGAAUCAGUACGACAAUACAUAUUAUUAUUACGAUGAGUACGAAAACGGAAAUCAUUCUCGAUAUGAGCCUGCAGACGGAGAAAACCUCGAUUACCCAGACGCAGAAUCCGAAGAAGAAGACAUCACGCCGGAGAAUUUGCCAGAAUCAGCGCUAGAGAAAGAAGACGAAGGUGUCUCGCACGAAUCAUCUACCAACUCAUCAUUAAUCGAAAGAGAAGUUGACGAUACGGUUUCGCCGAUGGAUGCGGAACAAGGCUCGUCCAUGGAGGGCAGCGAUAAAACAUUCGCCGUUCUCAGCUCGUCCGAAGAAAAGUCUAACGACAAUGUCCCCAUCGAGGCGAGUUCCAUUCUGAUAGGCGGUGCUGUGGUAUCCGUAGUGACCACAAAAAGUGUGGUGAACGGCACAAUAUCGGUGCCAACGACGGCCUCACCGACCACCACGGAGCAAGUCGCGCCGCCGUCGCCUUCGUUGGCCGAAACAACGGAACAAUACCUAGAAAUAACCACUGAGGACUCCAGGAUUCUCGCCUCCGUGCAGACUAGCCGCAGCAUAUCGGGUGCGCGCUUUUUACCAUUUCCGGUAAUAGAUCACGUGGAACAGAUAGAGGCGCACAACGAAUCGCCCGAGAGCAAGAAAACGUCUCAGCCUCCGUCCGAAUCUACGGAGAGCAUCAUCGACAAACUCGACUGGGCUCAGUCUAAGCUGUCAAGCGAUCUCUUGCCGGCCGCCAUACUCGGCACCGGUGGUUUCCGGAAUGCCGGCAAUACGUUACAAUUGGACGUGCUGGCUGAGAGAGAUCGCACGACAACUCGCAGGAGUUUUACUACUACAAUCAAAACGCCAGUUAUUAGCAAGUUUGUACCUCGACGUUACAAUGAUAAAAGAUUAGACCACGCUGGCACUACUAGCACGACGAAGCCGCGAUUUGAGACCACGGUCGAUAAUCUCGAAGGUUUGCUACCUCGGAAUUACGUAUCGAGAGGAACUGCACCGAGCACAGGACUUCCCAAGAUAAAUUUCAGGUGGCCUUCCUCAAAACCGGUAACGGCCACGGAAAUAACAGAGACGAAGGCCACGUCGACCACACCACGAACAAAAUCUAAAACCAAUAUUGUCAUUCAAGAUAUUAGCGCAUUCUUACCACCAGGAUACAAAUUGAAAAAAGAAGACACAGCUGUUACAGAAAGUUCACUUUUAAGUGACAUUCUCGCCAAAUCCAAAGUUGACAUUUCAUCUCUCUUACCAACUGACUAUGAUAAGAAGAAGAUCGAAGAAGAAUCCAAGUCGAAGGGUAUUACAAUCACAACGACGACGUCGACGACGUCAACAACAGCGAAGAGUACAAACACUUCCCCGGAAAAGAUUGUCUCUUCUAUUCAAGAUCUCCUUGCAUCUUCCAAAGUCGAUCUCUCCGCCUUGUUACCUAAGGAUUACGAACAAAAGAAAAAGGAUCUUACCUUAGAUAGCAAAACUGGCGAUACAAAUAGCAAACAGAAUGCAACGGUCACAGAACGGAUCGAUUCUGAGUCACCUACCACGAAGAAAGCCGGUGGCUUAAAGAUUGUGUUUCCUAGUAGACCAGGCGGUCGCAAGCCUAUCCACAAAACAACUACUCCACACAUUCCACGUGGAGAUGGUCCAGGCGCGGUGACGCUAAAAAUACAGAAGGGAUGGCCGACUAGAGCUACUACUGAGUUCACCGGAUGGCCAACUCCGUCCACCACGCCGAUCUCCAUCGAGAAAUUGCUGGAAGCUGCACGCACAGCUACGGUAGCGUCGGUGAAUAUGUCACUUAUUCCCAGUACAAACGAGAUCUCAAGCACAUCGUCGACAUCGACAACGACGACGACGACACUGAGACCGACAACUCCCGGUGUAUGCGAUGAUGAAUGCGAGGUCGCCGGCACGGUACGCAUCAUCGGAAACGCAACAUGGGUACCAGAACUGUUCGAUAGGAACACUCGUGAGUGGCAGGAGCUUGCGAAUCAAGUGGAACAAGAGGUGGAUUUUAUAUUUUCAAAGUCCAGUGUUUUAAUGAAUUGGUAUAAAAAUAUAAGGAUCGACUCCUUCAGUCAAGGUAGCAUCCUGGUAGACUACUUUGUCGAAUUAGCCAAUUUACAGCAAAAAGUGAACACGCAGGAGCUGAAAGUGAUUUUCCACGAUUCGCUCAGGACGUACAACGCCAAUCGGUGGAAUGAAACAAAUACGAAGGGUGCAUUAAGGAUGGGAAUCUUUACUAUUGAUCCUAGGUACACCGAUUUCGUAGUGAUACCUAAGGCGAUUACACCACAGUAUAUCGAGAAAGACUAUAAGUUAAUACCUCAGUGGGCCAUCGCCGUGAUAGUGAUAGGCGUCGGAGGUUUAUUAUUCAUUAUCGUGUUUGGUGUAUCUGUGCUUGUCAAUAGACAAAACAGAUCCAAAUUGAAACCGACCAUGUCUACUAUUUACGAUGAAGAGAUAGUUAAACACACGUCGAGUCACAGAUCGAGCGAUUACUCGAAACCGGUACACACAAUAUGGACCGAUCCCGACGUCUCUUGGAACGAUAAGUCUUUCGAGUCGACUUCUAACAAGAUUCUGGUUGAUAAAUCUUUCCAGGACAACAAAAAGUACAAUCUAUACGAUAGUUGGCGAUCCGAAUGGAACGGUUAUUAUUACAACCCUUCGCAUACGAGCAGCAAGUAUGGUUAUGACAGUACCACGAACUUAUCGAGCCGUCACCAUCCCGAUUAUGAUACGAACUUUUAAAUUUGACGGCAAUAAAACUGCAACAUUUUCUAUCAAUACAAA
Molecule: messenger RNA, 4971 nt
Organism: Formica exsecta
Lineage: Eukaryota; Metazoa; Arthropoda; Insecta; Hymenoptera; Formicidae
Product: mucin-5AC-like
Exons: 12
Coding region: 1672-4929 (1085 amino acids)
Source: RefSeq, a predicted model, not a curated record